CAGCAACAAAGAACAACUUGUCUCCCUUCUUCCUCCUCGUCCUCCAAGCCAAGAAACUCCUCGUCUCCUUCAAUUCGCCUCCUCCUCUUCUUCUUCUCCCUGCCACUGCCAGGCCAAGAAACUCCCAGCGUGAAAGAAGCGGGCGAUCGGCGAUGGGGAAGAUGUGCUGUAGCCAGGAGGAGGACGAGGCGGGGUUCAACCUGCUGCCGCUGCUCAUGGCCGCCUUCGUCAUCAUGCUGCUCUUCGUCGUCUGCUCGCCGCCGCCCCGGCGCAGGCGCUGCGUCGUCGUCCCGUGCUACUAACCUCAUGAUCGGCGGCGCGGCUCUGCAGGCAGGCAGGCAAGUGUUGGUUGUGUGGUGGGCGUUUGGUUGGUGGUGUCUGAAUUUUCUGACUGAUGCGUGUUGGGUGGUUCCACGGAAGAAUAAUCUCAUCUCUGCUGGUUUGGAAUGGAUCGGACUGUAAAGCUAAAGUCGUUCUGUGGCAAGUAAGUCUUGCUUGUUGUUAAUUAUAUUCGUACUCGAAUUGAUGUGCGUGCCGUCGAUUAUUCUC
Messenger RNA from Hordeum vulgare subsp. vulgare (domesticated barley), 549 nucleotides. RefSeq lists its product as uncharacterized. The transcript has a single exon. Lineage: Eukaryota; Viridiplantae; Streptophyta; Magnoliopsida; Poales; Poaceae. The coding region runs from base 153 to 302 and encodes 49 amino acids. The record is from RefSeq and is a predicted model, not a curated record.